Molecule: messenger RNA, 1290 nt
Organism: Pseudozyma hubeiensis SY62
Lineage: Eukaryota; Fungi; Basidiomycota; Ustilaginomycetes; Ustilaginales; Ustilaginaceae
Exons: 1
Coding region: 1-1290 (429 amino acids)
Source: RefSeq, a predicted model, not a curated record
AUGCUUUGCGCCCCCGCCCAGAUCGUCGAAGUUGACUCGGUCUCUCAGAUUGUCACUACCAAAGGUGUCGAUUACGAGGUGACUGUUUUGGCUGUCGAUGCCCACGUUUUCUACAAGGAAAAGUACGGCCUGACGAUUAGUAAAGGUCGUUGCUUCAUCAAUGGUAAGCUUGCUUCCGGUGACUUCUUCAAGAAGAGACGCGAGCUUCCCCGUUUUGUCUUUCCUGUCGAGAUUCCUUCCAGUAAGUUGCUCUUCCUUCUCGGUGGCCCUUCUCGUAAGCCCAUUGAACUGACACCUUACGUUUUUUUCUUCUUCACAGACAUGGUACUCGACCAUGCCGACCAACGUCCGCUCAACAACGUCCGCACAAACCUUUGUGUGGUCACUCAGUCGUUCAAUACGAUCAACUGCACCCGCAAGAAACAAAGCAAAUACUUUGUCGGUGUCAGGAGGUCCAAGAACGGCAAGUUCAAUGCGACCUGGGGGAAGAAGCAGCUGGGUACAUUCGACACGGCUCGAAUUGCAAAGACGGCUCGCAUUCUUGUUGCUCGAGAGAAGGGAAAGGAGUGGGAGGACAGGGAGUUGGUUUUCACGCCGACGGUGAAAGAGAUGGAGGCGGCUAUUCGGGGUAUUGAGAAACCGAAGAGGAAACGCCGUGUUGUUGGGACGGGGGGUCUGAAUCUUCAUGUCAGUGGACUUUGGCAUGCCACUUUUCGGUCGAAACAUCUCGGAUACUUCAAGACGAAGGAGGAAGGGCAGGCUCACGUGGAUGCAGCGAAGGAAGAGUACGAGAGGAAAAGGGAGGAAGAGGAUGCAACGGUCGUCAUUCCAAGGACCAAGGAGGGAAAUUUUGCCUACCUAACGGCUCUAAACGGAGAGGAGGUCUUGGUCGAUGACGACAUCUACAUCAAGAUGUACCGCAACAAGAUCUCUGUUGCAAAGGACGGGUACCCACGGUAUCUGAACAGGUUUGUCCAUCGGUCUGUUCUUGUGGACCCGUACAACACUUGGACGCAUCACAUGGACCAUCGGAACGGAAACAAGCUGGACAAUCGGAGGGCAAAUCUACGCAUCGUCCCUAUCAAGAUCAAUGCAAUGAACAUCACGCGGGAGUCAAAGUCUGGUUACGCUGGUGUCAGACCAAGUGGCACUGGGAGGUUUGUAGGCUAUGUUCAAAACACAAAAGUCUGGCCUCACAAACUGACUACUAGGACCUUUGACACGGCCGAGGAAGCUUAUGCCUGGCGCUGUGCACUCCACAAGCAGAUCUUUCCCGAGUUGUACGAUUAG